AUGAAUUAUAAAUAUUUUAUACUAAUCUUAGGAUGUCUGCUAAUAACAAUUUAAAGUAGCAAAUGCAAAAAAGUAAUAAAUUCUGAUGCUAUUUAUAUAUUUGAUGAUUUACAAACUAAGGAAUAUAAAUAAAUUCUAAACGGUAUAGUUUUUUUAUUUUAUGAUUUAGAAACAAGUACAUUAUAUUUUCGAUUUUGUUAACCAAUUUUAAAAUGUCCAGAAAUAUCACUUAAUACAUUUGCUGUUAUAAUAAAUAAUGAAGGAAAACCAGAAUAAUAAUGCAUUUCUUUGAUUAAUACAGAUUCAUAUUUUGCAGAUUCCUUUGAACUUAUUAAUGAAGAAGAAUCAAAUGAGGGUGUUUAGGCAGAAUUUAAAAAGUAAUUAUAUAAUCAAAUAUAUAAUAGCACUUUAAAUGGUUUUGCAAUAAAGUAUAUGCUCUAUUGUUCAGAGGAAUAAGAAGGACUUGAAAUAUUGGAUGUAUCUUAUGAGUAAGAUAAAUAAUUAUAUAAAAUUGAAAUGGAAGCUGAUAAUGGUUGCCAUCUAGUUUUAUUUUCAAAAAUUGUUGAGUUUCUAUAAGACAAUAAGAAAUUUUUGUCUGGAAUUUUGAUAAUCAUAGGUUUAACAGAAUGUUUAAUGGGUAAGAAAAUCUUAAAGCCAACUCUUUUUAUAUUUGGAUAUUUAAUUGGCUUUUUCUUUGCACUAUAUAUAUCAAGUGAAUUAGAUAUAGGAGACAAUCCAUUUUAUUUAUGGAUAGCAAUGAUAAUAGCAGUACUACUAGGAGCAUUUGUAGGAGGUUUGUCAAUGCAUUUAGAUAAGGCUGGUAUAGUUGCAGUAGGUAUUGGAUUAGGAGUAGUCUUGUCAUUAUUAUUAUGGAAUGCAUUAUUAGUUUAAUUUGUUACUUCAGAAUAUAUAUUAUAUUCAAUUAUGGUAGUGUUAAGUUUUGGGUUUAGUGUUUUAUCAUUUAGAUUGUUUGAUCAUUUAAUAAUCUUUAGUACUAGCUUUUUAGGAGUAUAAAUAUAUUUAUAAAUAUUGAAUAGUCAUAUUUAGUAUUUAAAGCUAUUGGUUUAAUUGCUGGAGGGUUUCCAUCAGAGAUAAAGAGCAUCUCAGGUAAUUCAGAUUAUAGAUAUUAUAUUUAUUUUACUUGCAUAAUAAUAUUAGCCUGUUUUGGUAUAUACUAUUAAUAUAAAUAAUGGGGAUAGAAAAUUAUAACUUAUGAUGAAAUUGUUUCAUCAAUGAUGAAUGGCAAUUAAUAAGCAGAACAUUAAGACUCACUUCUAAAUGACCAUUAGAAUAGUUAAGAUUUUAUUGAAUUAAAAGAGAUCAAGUAGAAAUCAGAGAUUAAAGGUUUUUCAUGA
Molecule: messenger RNA, 1355 nt
Organism: Paramecium primaurelia
Lineage: Eukaryota; Ciliophora; Oligohymenophorea; Peniculida; Parameciidae
Source: the annotation of a GenBank genome assembly